CUGGAGGGGAUUUGGGAGCCAAAAAGAAAAAGAAGAAACAGAAGAGAAAAAAGGAGAAACCAAAUUCUGGAGGCACCAAGUCCGACUCGGCAUCGGAUUCCCAGGAGAUUAAAACUCAGCAGCCUUCAAAACACAACACCAUCUGGCAGCAGAUUUCUGCGGGAGCAGCCAUGGAAUCCCACCAUCCCAAUGCAGAAGUUGCAGGACAUCCAGAGAGCAAUGGAGCUGUUAUCUGCGUGCCAGGGCCCGGCCAGGAACAUUGAUGAGGCUGCAAAACACAGAUACCAGUUUUGGGAUACACAGCCAGUACCCAAACUAAAUGAAGUCAUAACAUCUCAUGGUGCAAUUGAACCAGAUAAAGACAACGUACGGCAAGAGCCGUAUUCUUUGCCACAGGGCUUUAUGUGGGACACUUUAGACUUGGGUAAUGCCGAAGUGCUCAAGGAGUUGUACACGUUGUUGAAUGAGAAUUACGUGGAAGACGAUGACAAUAUGUUCCGGUUUGACUAUUCGCCUGAGUUCCUGUUGUGGGCUCUGCGUCCUCCAGGCUGGCUCCUCCAGUGGCACUGUGGGGUCAGAGUGUCUUCAAAUAAAAAACUCGUAGGGUUCAUAAGCGCCAUCCCAGCAAACAUUCGGAUUUACGACAGUGUGAAGAAGAUGGUAGAAAUCAAUUUUCUUUGUGUUCAUAAGAAAUUGCGAUCAAAACGGGUAGCCCCAGUGUUAAUUCGAGAAAUAACUAGAAGAGUGAACCUGGAAGGAAUCUUUCAGGCUGUGUAUACUGCUGGAGUAGUUCUUCCUAAGCCUGUGGCCACAUGCAGAUACUGGCAUCGAUCACUAAACCCCAGAAAAUUGGUAGAAGUGAAAUUUUCUCACUUGAGUAGAAAUAUGACUUUACAGAGAACAAUGAAGCUGUACAGACUUCCGGAUGUUCCAAAGACUUCAGGUUUGAGACCGAUGGAACCAAAAGAUAUCAGAGCAGUUCAAGAAUUAAUCAACGGUUACCUGAAGCAGUUUCAUCUAGCUCCAGUGAUGGAUGAAGAGGACGUAGCCCACUGGUUCCUUCCCCAGGAGCACAUUAUCGACACGUUUGUAGUGGAGAGCUCCAGUGGUAAACUGACUGACUUCCUCAGCUUCUACACGCUCCCCUCGACGGUCAUGCACCACCCCGCUCACAAGAGCCUCAAAGCUGCCUACUCCUUCUACAACAUCCACACGGAGACGCCCCUGCUGGACCUCAUGAACGACGCACUCAUUAUAGCUAAGUUGAAAGGAUUUGAUGUGUUCAACGCACUAGACUUGAUGGAAAAUAAGACAUUCUUGGAAAAACUCAAGUUUGGCAUAGGAGAUGGCAAUUUGCAGUAUUACUUGUACAACUGGAGGUGUCCAGGAACAGAUUCUGAGAAGGUUGGACUUGUACUACAGUAGAUGGAUAUUUUUAUUUCUAGAACUCUGACAUCAUCAUUUGUUAAUAUUCUAUUUAAUGAUUCCUGGAAUUGCCAUUCCAAAGAAGAAUAAAAGCACAACUUAAGUGAAACUGAAGUAGUCGACAACAAUCAGAAAAGAUGAAAAAACAUCCAUAUGUGCCAGUAGUAGGCAUUUCUAGCCAGAAUGUUAAAAUUCAUCUUUUUUCCACUGUUUACUCAUCCGUGGGAGGGAUGAAAGGGUACAAACAGCGCAUUCCUCUGUCAAAUUUUUGGCUCUCUCGAUGAAGAGAGGGUAUUUUUCCACUCUCUAGAAAAGGGACUGUUUUUGUACAGACUAUACAGAAGUGACAGAAUCAUGUAAGAAAGUCUUUGCUAUGGAAAUAAAAUGCAGCAUUUCUAUUUAUUAAGUGAUGGUAUAUUUGCCCAUGUAACAGAACAAAGGAUCCAUUUGGAAAAUUUUUACUUAAAUCACCUUAUGUGAUAUCAUUGGGACAUUUAUGGAAUCAGCACUUCUGUAACUAAUGACAAGUGGUGGAUAUGUAAGUGUGGAGAGACAGAAAAAUGUACUGGCUACCCUUACUUCUCCAUAAGCAAAGUUGCCUAAUCAGUAAACACACAGAUUUGUACACUGAUCUUCAACGGGUCAGUGGACUGUUUCAAAGUUUGUGCAAGCAUUCAGUGUGCUCUCUGUAAGAGCGUUCACCCAUGACUAGACUUUGCUGCUGCUGUGCAAACUUGUUUCUUCUCAGCAACAUCAAGGAUGUGUGAGGAAAAGAAAAUAAAAGCUCUCACGUAAAAAGAAAUGCCCAGUGGAAUUUAUUAGUACUAUCAGGACAUUGAUAGUUUGAAUGUUUUUAUUACUUAUGCAAAAUUGCACAUCUUCCUUUAUGUGACUUUAAUUUAUCAUGGACACUGUCAUGCAAAUGAAAAAUGUCUUAUUUGUAAAUAAGUAUUCAUAAUUUUGUUACUGAUGGUGUUUUUAUCUAGAAUUUGAAAAACAAAGUUUCACAGUGUACAUAUCUGUGUAUAUAUUGCCAGUACUCCAAGGGGAAAAAAAAGAUGCUGAACAAGGCCACACAGACUGGCCUUGACUCAAAUAUAAAGUAGAUCCUUCUUCCUGCCUUUACUGUACCAGUGCCUAGGCCGUUCAGUCCAGAAAAGUUAAUAAUUUUAGAAAACACGACAGCAUUUCCUUCAUGUUUUAAGUAGUCCAGUAAGACCGAUCACAUCUUAUACCAGGGAGGGCUACCAAACUAUGGCCCAUGGACCAAAUCCGGCCCACCGCUUUUUUUGUGUGUGUGUGUGUAGCCCAUGAGCUAAGAAUAGUUUUUAUUUUUUUGAAAAGCUGGGGAAGAAAGUCAAAAGAACAUCAUUUUCUGACACAUCAAAAUUAUACGAAAUUCAAAUUUCAGCCUCCAUAAAUAGUUUUACUGGAACACAGCCACAUUUUCCUUGAUGUGCUGCCUGUGGCUGUUUCAUGCUACAAGGUCAAGUUGUGACAGACCACAUGGCCUGCAGAGCCUAAAAUAUUUACCAUCUGGCCCUUUACAGAAAAAGCUUGUUAACCCUGAUUUACACUACGGAGUUGAAAGCUACUUUCUGUACCUUGCUAUUAUCCUAAAGACCAACCCGUGGCUAUGGCAUCCCUGAGACUACCACUAGAGGGGGCACUUGAGCCCCAGAGCAGUGCACAAUUAGGGCCAGCACUGUUCUAGACACAUGCAAGACUUAUGAUGGUUCAAACCUAUUACCAUUCUUAACAGGGGAAAGGCCUCAAGAAACAAAAUCGUACCAAUUCACCGUUCCUUUAAAGAUACAUUUUUUACUUAUUUUUAAGUACAUUAAUAGCCACAUUUGCCUCUAUAAUUUAAGAUUACCAAUGAACAUUUUAAAAUAGAAAAUCAAUAACUGCCUGUUUAUAAAGUACCUAUUAAAACUAAACUUAAAUGCAAUAUAAACUGUCUCAAAGGUUCAAAAAAAAUACAUUGUUCUCUUUGUCUGUAAUGAAAAUACUCCACUCCAUACCUUUUUUUUUCUUUGCCAAGAAGACACUAAGUAAAAUUUAAAUGAAGAGGCAGCAUAUAAUUUGAGUCAACCAAAAAAUUUUGGUAAUCCAAUACCUUCCCCCUAAAUUACAGAAAGUGACUUUUCCAAACAAACUAUAAACACUUUAACAAAAAGCAUUCAUUAUGCUCCAUUUCCUAACCACAAGGACCCCACCUCUGAGAACCCAAGCUGCUGUUUUAUUAUUCUUCUUGCCACACUUCACCUCAUUACAGCCUACGUUUUACACAUAUUAAAUUUCCAAGACAGAAAAUUAACCAUUUAAAAGGGUGAAUUCUAACUAGUCAAAAUACCUCACCUGCCUUUUCCAUAGCCUUUCCCAACUCUGUGUCUAUGCGUACCUACAAAGGUCAAAUUGACGAAGAAAAAAACGAUGUAUUGCUUCUGAAGACAAUGUAUUGCUUGGCAUUUAGUAUCUUUCCUUUCAAACUGAUGCUUCUCCAAUCCAGUUUCAUCUACCCUCCUGACUAGGACCAUGUUUACUGUGGCAUAUUUUCAAGUUUGAUAGAGAAAUGUUAAGUGUUAUAGGACACAGAUGUUCUUGCUUACAAGCAUUGUACCAGCCUUCAAAAACGUGAAUUUAUAUAAGCAUGGACAUUAGUUUCAAUAAACUUUUGUUUUGAUA
This is a messenger RNA of Galeopterus variegatus (Sunda flying lemur), 4113 nucleotides long. It is a transcript of the gene NMT2, whose product is annotated as N-myristoyltransferase 2. The record is from RefSeq and is a predicted model, not a curated record. Gene Ontology annotation, biological process: N-terminal peptidyl-glycine N-myristoylation. The transcript is spliced from 12 exons. Gene Ontology annotation, cellular component: cytoplasm. NCBI's taxonomy places the organism in Eukaryota, Metazoa, Chordata, Mammalia, Dermoptera, Cynocephalidae. Bases 190 to 1425 code for a protein of 411 amino acids. Gene Ontology annotation, molecular function: glycylpeptide N-tetradecanoyltransferase activity.